Molecule: messenger RNA, 957 nt
Organism: Colletotrichum graminicola M1.001
Lineage: Eukaryota; Fungi; Ascomycota; Sordariomycetes; Glomerellales; Glomerellaceae
Product: WD domain-containing protein
Exons: 4
Coding region: 1-957 (318 amino acids)
Biological process (GO): TOR signaling; regulation of actin cytoskeleton organization
Cellular component (GO): TORC1 complex; TORC2 complex
Molecular function (GO): protein binding
Source: RefSeq, a predicted model, not a curated record
AUGUCUGUGAUUCUUUGCACAGCGGGCUACGAUCACACGAUCAGGUUCUGGGAGGCUCUCUCCGGCAUUUGCUCUCGCACAAUCCAACACCCCGAUUCUCAGGUGAACCGCCUCUGUAUCUCCCCCGACAAGCGCUUUCUCGCUGCCGCAGGCCACCAUACGGUCAAGCUCUAUGACAUCAAGUCGACGAACCCGAAUCCGUUGCUGACAUUCGAGGGUCACACGGGAAACAUUACUGGCGUUGCCUUCCACUGUGAGGGCAAGUGGAUGGUCACCAGCUCUGAGGAUGGCACAGUCAAGAUCUGGGAGACGCGCAGCGGCCAGGUUCAGCGCAGCUACAACCACGGCUGCCCCGCCAACGAUGUCGUGAUCCAUCCAAACCAGGGUGAGAUCAUAAGCUGCGACCGCCAGGGCAGCGUCCGCGUCUGGGACCUAGCCGAGAACAACUGCUCUCACCAGCUGAUCCCUGAGGAAGAUGUCUCUGUCUCGAGCGUCACUGUCGCCAGCGAUGGUUCGCUGCUGUGCGCCGCGAACAAUGGCGGAAACGUUUUCGUGUGGCAGCUGCUGCAAGCUUACGAUCGAACACAGCUCCUUCCUGUGACUCACUUCAACGCGCACAAAGAGUACAUCACGCGCAUUCUACUUUCGCCUGACGUCAAAAAGCUCGCAACCUGCAGCGCCGACCACACCGCCCGCAUCUGGGAGGUAAAGGACCUUGAGCCUGCCGCCGACCAGGAGCCCAAGCCCUUCCCACUCGAGGCGACACUCACAGGCCACCAGCGCUGGGUGUGGGACUGCGCGUUCAGCGCCGAUUCGGCUUACCUAGUGACGGCCUGCUCUGACCACUAUGCCCGGCUCUGGGAACUCCACAGCCAGCAGAUCAUCCGCCAGUACAACGGCCACCACCGAGGUGCGGUCUGCGUCGCCCUCAACGACUACUCGGAGUCUACUAGGUAA